CUCGCUUUUACCAAUCCACGCACUAUUACAAGCGAAAAACUAGUAUUUAACCCCACUACUAUCCCCUCUUCUUCCUUAGCAACAUUUUCAAGUUGCAAAAACACACAACAUACAUCAAAUAAACAGAGACUAUAUCUUCAAUUUAAAAAACAUGCAAAAGCAGCUACUUUCUAUGUCAAAAUCGGUUCAAAAUGAGCCGAUAGUCAUCAUUUUUACGUUGUUCAUAACAUCUCUAUUCUUAAUAAGCCUCAUCAAAAGGCUUAGGAGAAAACCAUACCCACCGGGUCCAAAGGGUCUACCCAUAAUUGGCAACCUGAUGAUGAUGGACCAACUUACCCACCGUGGGCUAGCCAAACUAGCCCAACGUUACGGUGGGCUUUUUCACCUCAAGAUGGGUUUUGUUCACACAAUUGUAGUAUCCAGCCCGGAGUGGGCCCGUCAAGUCCUUCAAGUCCAAGAUAACAUCUUCUCGAACCGGCCCGCCACCAUUGCUAUCAGCUACCUUACUUAUAAUCGCGCUGACAUGGCUUUCGCACACUACGGCCCGUUUUGGCGUCAAAUGCGUAAGCUUUGUGUUAUGCGUUUGUUUAGCCGUAAACGGGCCGAGUCAUGGCAGUCGGUCCGUGACGAGGUAGAUUACAUUAUCCUUACUUUAGCUAAUCGGGCCGGGUCAUCUGUUAACUUAGGUGAACACGUUUUUAAUCUUACUAAGAACGUUAUAUACCGGGCCGCCUUCGGGUCGAACUCGUCCGAAGGGCAAGACGAGUUCAUUGCCAUAUUACAAGAGUUCUCCAAACUUUUUGGGGCAUUCAAUAUUGCUGAUUUUAUACCUCAUCUUACUUGGAUUGACCCAAACGGGCUGAAUAGUAGGCUGGCAAAGGCCCGAAGGGCAUUGGAUAGGUUCAUUGAUAGGAUAAUUGAUGAUCAUAUUAGUAAAAAGAAGGGUAUUAAUGGACAUGUAAAAAAACAAGAUAAUGGUGAAGAUGAUAUGGUGGAUGAUUUGUUAAACUUUUACAGUGAUGAAGCUAAGGUUAAUGAGUCUGAAGAUUUACAAAAUGCUAUCAAACUCACCAGGGAUAACAUCAAAGCUAUUAUCAUGGAUGUGAUGUUUGGUGGAACUGAGACAGUAGCAUCUGCAAUAGAAUGGGCAAUGACAGAAUUAAUGCGAAGCCCUGAUGACAUUAAACGGGUCCAACAAGAACUAGCCGAAGUCGUUGGCCUAAAUAGACAGGUCGAAGAAUCGGAUCUUGAUAAACUCCCAUUCUUUCGGUGUUGCAUGAAAGAGACCCUACGCAUGCACCCACCAAUUCCGCUUUUACUCCACGAAACAGCCGAAGAUUCAGUCAUAGGAGACUACUUCAUCCCCAAACAAUCUCGAGUUAUGAUCAAUGCAUGGGCCAUAGGUCGAGACCCAAACUCAUGGGAAGAUGCGGAUACAUUCAAACCCUCUAGAUUCCUUAAAGAGGGUGUACCCGAUUUUAAGGGUUCAAAUUUCGAGUUCAUACCAUUCGGGUCGGGUAGGAGAUCUUGCCCGGGUAUGGUACUUGGGUUAUAUGCGCUUGAGAUGUGUGUUGCUAACUUGCUCCAUUGCUUCACGUGGGACCUACCAGAUGGGUUGAAGCCUAAAGAAAUUAGUACAGAUGAUAUUUUUGGGCUGACUGCACCUAAGGCGACUCGACUAUUUGCCGUGCCGAGUCCCCGUCUAUUAUGCCCACUUACUUAAUGGAUAUGUCUGGUACAAAUUAGAUGAUUGAAUCUAGACAUGGGUAACCCGACAAUUACGUGCAAUAUUAAUAUGUAAUAUUUUUUUUAUGCGGUUCAUGAAAGCGUUUUUUUGCCCACAACGGUGCACGAAAUAAAUUGGUUUGCUUUUAUAUUGUGAGUAUACAAAAAUUAACGUUGUAUCUUGAUUGAUUUCAUUCAACUGAGAUGUGAUUGUAUAGGCUAUUAUUAGUGAGUGAAACCAUAUUAAAGCUUAAAAUUUGUACGAGUUACAAAAACUUCAAAUACAUGGUUGUUACGACUUAUUGCAUGGAAUAGAAGUGCACAAAUGUAUUACAUAUAAUAAUUAUGAAUAAGUCUUUAAAAAUUACGUACAAGAUAAUAUGUGUAGUUCUAUUGUACGUAUGAUUAUAGAUUACUUGUUCAUACACCUAAUUCCAAAAAUUUUGGAAGAUUUGAUUUGCAACAAUCAAGUUGAUCGGAAAAUC
Messenger RNA from Amaranthus tricolor (Joseph's coat), 2210 nucleotides. Its product is annotated as cytochrome P450 84A1-like. Gene Ontology annotation, biological process: lignin biosynthetic process. Bases 152 to 1723 code for a protein of 523 amino acids. Gene Ontology annotation, molecular function: oxidoreductase activity, acting on paired donors, with incorporation or reduction of molecular oxygen; heme binding; monooxygenase activity. NCBI's taxonomy places the organism in Eukaryota, Viridiplantae, Streptophyta, Magnoliopsida, Caryophyllales, Amaranthaceae. The transcript has 2 exons. The record is from RefSeq and is a predicted model, not a curated record.